Molecule: messenger RNA, 2567 nt
Organism: Myxocyprinus asiaticus (Chinese sucker)
Lineage: Eukaryota; Metazoa; Chordata; Actinopteri; Cypriniformes; Catostomidae
Product: C-C chemokine receptor type 1-like
Exons: 2
Coding region: 120-1097 (325 amino acids)
Biological process (GO): chemotaxis; immune response; G protein-coupled receptor signaling pathway
Cellular component (GO): membrane
Molecular function (GO): chemokine receptor activity
Source: RefSeq, a predicted model, not a curated record
CAGACACAUACAGUUCACACUACUUUGCUGCUGCUCCACCUUAGAGUACAGUUAUUACUGAUGCACUGUUUCACAGACAGUCUGUGAGAAGUGCUUUGAGGUUAUAGGUGACCACCAAGAUGGAAUCGUCUGCAACAACAGAGGAGUACGAUUACGACUCAACCAAUGGAAGCCUGUGCAACACCAUUGAUAUAAAUGAGUUCUCCAGAAGUUUUCUACCACCCUUCUACUGCAUCAUCUUUGUUGUUAGCAUACUCGGCAAUGGAGCAGUCCUGCUCAUCAUGUACAAGUUCGAAAAGCUCAACACGGUCACAAAUAUAUUUCUCGUCAACCUGGUGGCAUCCAACAUUAUUUUUACCUUCACGCUACCAUUUCAAGCUGUCUACCAUUCCCGCGAGUGGAUCUUUGGCGAGCCUCUUUGCAAGUUGGUGAAUAGUGCUUAUUAUAUCGGCUUCUAUAGCUCCAUCCUCUUCCUCACCCUCAUGACGUUUGAUCGCUACCUGGCUGUGGUCCACUGUGUGGUGGCUAACAAACAGCGCAGAAGCUGCUAUGCUGUUACGCUGUCUAUAAUCGUCUGGAGUGUUAGUCUCAUCGCUAGCCUUGAUCCCUUCUUCCAUUUCUCUGUAAAAGAGUACCAAAUAGACGGACUUUUGUGUGAAGAUUUCAGUGAGCCUCAAUGGAAGGUCUUUAGCCUCUACAAGCAAUUUAUUUUCUUUUUUAUCUUUCCAUUGGCUGUAUUUGUUUACUGCUACUUCAGGAUAAUAUUAACAGUCAUGUCCACUCGAAUGGUAAGGAAAUACAGGACAGUGAGACUAAUUUUCAUAAUUGUCCUCAUGUUUUUUGCAUGCUGGAGCCCUUAUAAUAUUAUACUCAUGAUAAAUGAGAACAAAGACCCAAACCCAUGUGAUGACAGUCUUGAUGAUUAUGCUAUCCGCAUCACUAAUAACAUUGCCCGAUUAUACUUCUGUAUUAACACUGUUUUCUACACCUUCCUGGGAAGAAAGUUCCAGAAUCAUGUACGAAGACUGUUAGUGGAUCAAGUUCCAUGUUUAAUGAACUAUAUCACUGUCAGCGCAAGCAGCAGGUCGUUAGCGUAAAGAAGCUUGACAAUUAUAAAUGAGAGGGUGAGAAUGACUGUACAGAGUGUUGUGGUUUCAUAGUGCCUUUAAAGUAAAAGUACAUACGGUAGUACUGUACAUGAAAAGGCAAAAUAGUUAUACAGUAUGACAAACUAGAUAUACAGUAGUGUUGUUAAUUAUAGAGAAAUUUGUGAAUGUUGUUGCCUGGUGUUUAUUAGAUAAUGUUGAUAAAUGCUCAUAUUUAAAACCAGGGUGAUCUCAUUUGUAUUUAUAAGUAUUCGUACAUAAUGUGCAUUUGUACAUUUUAAAUGUAUUUACAAGUUUAGAGACACAAAUGUUUACAUAUUCUCUGAAGACUUGUCGGAACUCUGAAAUCUUUGCAAUGGCACCACCACAGGUGACAUAGGGUUACCAACUGUCCAGUAUUAUCCAGGAUGUCCCAUAUUUUGGCUGGAAUUUAGAUGUCCCCUAUUUUCAUACCAAGACGCUCAAGGGGGAACCAGUUUGGAUGGUGAAAUAUUGCGUAUUGAAGGAACUGUGUCCCAUACCGAAGCAACAAAAUGUUCAAGGGGGGACAGCCGAAAGGCUGAUGUUUCCUGUAUUUAUGUGACAAAAAGUUAGCGACCCUAGUUGACAAGGAACCUCAUAUAUCAGUAAAUGAUGGAGAAACUUUGUUUGAGAAAGAACCUUUUAAUGCCAAAUUAGUUUACAGAUUAAAUUUAGAUGCAGCUUAUAAAAGUUGUCAUUUGCACUCAAUGUAUUAAACAAAAAUCUCACGUAUUAUAAAUACAAUAGAAUUUACAUAUGAAUUCCAUUAAUUCAAUAUUCUAUGAACCUCAAAGGAUUCGUAAACAUUAGUGCUUCUCUAAAGUUGUAAUAAGUGAAAUAAUAAUGUUUAAGAAGCUUUCCAUACAUUGAUAUCAGUGUCAAUCCAGUGUAAAAAAGUAUGCAAAAGUAUACAAAUACCUAUGAAUACAAAUGAUCAUGUUGUAUGCAAAAUAUACAGUAUGCAAGCAAUUGUAGUGCAAAUAUAAUGAGUUUUAUUGAUGCUAUGUGAUGCAUUUGCUUUGAAUCUGUCUGUCAAUGGACAAAAAGGAACAAAAAUGUAAGAAAACUAACUAAAACAGAAAAUGUUUUGAGUUUUCCAGUCUACAUGUGUAUUUCAUGAGUAAAUGGGUGGAAGGAAGUGGGCUGAAUUAAUAUUAAAUAAUGUCAGCCCAUCUUUCAUAUUAUUAUUGAGCAAUAUCUUUCAAUUCCUGAUAAUGCAUUGCUACACAGCUUGCUCUUGCACAAAUGAACGCCUCCUUCCUUUAUGUUUUUAAUUUUGACCCUUUAGAAUUUAACGUAUGAUCAUUGCUACAAACUGAUUAAAGUAAAUCAUCCUCUUUAAUGUACAUUUUGUCAUUGUAUGUUCAUGUAAGGUCAGCUGCUUUUAGAGAUAAUGUGUUCCAUUUGAAAGCAUUAUAAUAAAUUCCUUUUUACAAUUCA